Molecule: messenger RNA, 1107 nt
Organism: Ipomoea nil (Japanese morning glory)
Lineage: Eukaryota; Viridiplantae; Streptophyta; Magnoliopsida; Solanales; Convolvulaceae
Product: protein FAR1-RELATED SEQUENCE 5-like
Exons: 3
Coding region: 1-1107 (368 amino acids)
Biological process (GO): regulation of DNA-templated transcription
Molecular function (GO): zinc ion binding
Source: RefSeq, a predicted model, not a curated record
AUGGCGUACAUAGAAGGCGCAGAUGCCCAAUUAGUGAUUGACAAGUACAUGGCAAAGAAAGAAGUGUCCACCGACUUCUAUUUUGCCCACGAUGUUGAUGAGCUUGACCAACUAUGUCGAAUAUUUUGGGCAGACCCACAAGCUCGACACAAUUUCAAACUAUUCGGCGAUGUUUUGUCCUUCGACGCCACAUACAGUACAAACAGGUACAAGCUGGUGUUCGUGCCAUUCACCGGGAUGGAUCACCACAAAAAGAGUGUGACAUUUGCAGUCAGAUUAAUUGCCAAAGAAGAUUUGGACUCCUACACCUGGCUGCUCGAACACUUCAAAACGGCAAUGGGUAGAGUACCCACGUGCACAGUUACCGACCAAGAUCCAGCGAUGAGAGUGGCAAUAUCGCGUGUUUUUGAUACAACACGCCACAGAUACUGCAUGUGGCACAUCAUGACAAAGGUCGGAAUCGGAGAACAACGUCUUCAACAGCUGCACUUCCCCACAUCUAGUUUAACGGACUUCUUCAUAAAGUUUGAGAAAGCAAUAAACAAACAACGCCACACCCAAACAAGGCUAAACGCAGAUUGUGAGGACAAAUUCCCAGAGUUGAAGACAACUUUAUUGCUAGAGCGUCAAGCUGCUACAACAUAUACAAUCGCUAUGUUCUAUGAUGUCCAAAAAGAGAUACUUGAAGCAUGCUUCUCAUCCCAAAUCAUUAACAAAACAGUUGAAGGAAACACUGUCAGACUUGAAAUAGAGGAUACAAACAAGAUGAUGCACUCAGUGGAAUACAAUUCUUCCACCCGGGCAACACACUGCACAUGCAACAUGUUCAAUAGGAUUGGGCUACAGUGUAGGCAUCUGUUGUUGGCGUUUAAGGAUGCACGUUUAGAAAGAAUACCAGGACAAUAUAUCACUCCACGAUGGACUCGCACUACAUGUUGGCCAUACGCACAGCUUUAUGCAAACCCCGAACAAGGCGGGCCUACAGAAGUUUUAAGUGGGGGUACGCGAAUGGGUACCGUAUUCGAUGAGUUCUUCAAGUGUGUUGGGAACGCGUACGGUAACACUGAUCGCCGCAAAUGGAAACUAGAGCAAAGAAAACUGGUAUGA